ACCAUCUGCAAACCCAGCUCUCAUACUGGCCUGACGGAUCGGCUAGCACAGUACUUCGCCACACCACUCAAGCAUUGGCUCUGCAUCUACGAAACGCCAAAGUGGUAAAGAGGCACUGAAUCCACAUCCUGAUGCUCAUUACUAGACGGACCCAGGCUCGAAACAGAGUUUAAGGCCAAUUUUUUGAGGAAAGAGAGAUACUGUAAAUGACGGUGCACGACGCUCUCACCAUUCCGGCCGCGGGCUCACAGCCUUCCAUCAAUUGUUUGCAAUGGACAAAUGAUGGGCAAAUUCUUUUCCUCACCAAAACAGCUAUCUAUAUCAUCACUCCUGACGCAGGUAUCAACUUUGACUCUUCGUCGACAAUCAAGGCCUCGAAAAUGAACGAUGAUGCCGCUCCCACCAAGCCACUUUCCUUGUUUAGAACCAUGAUCGAGUACGACCGAAUCAUCGCUUGCCAUUGGCCCGUCGAUUCGCAAGAAUGGAGUGCUGUGGUGCUGGGGUCACUGGACCUGGCCCUCCGGUCUGUUUCCGUUUCACCCAGUAAUAUAACCGCAGAUGCCGGCUGUGUAUUGGCAAUCAUCAAUUCGAACUUGGAACUCUCAUUGUGGGUUCCUUUGAAGAAUCACCUGAACGGUAAAUGGGUGAAGCUUCAAGAUGUUACGCCUUUUUUGAAAUCUCUAGCGGCGACGAGCUCAACGUCCAUGAUGAGGAAAACUCUUCAGGCCCAGGCUACAUGUUCUGCGUGGUCGGCACAAAGCGACUUUGGAGUCAUCCCUUCGCAUUGUGAUGGGUCACUUCUUGCCGUUGGCAACAAAGUGGGUUCGAUAGUCUUGCUGAGGUUUCAGGAGAGCCAAACCGGGGCGCUUGAGCAUGUCAACACAAUCGACUUUACGGAGCAAUGCAUUACUGCCAUUGCGUGGUCGCCGUGGAGAUUAUUGCGUCCCUAUACAUGUAGCGCUCUCAUAGCAUGCAGCAGUUCUGACGGCUCUAUUCUUCUUGCAAGCAUCAUGCAAACUCUUCGCACGGAAAAAACUUCAGAAUCAUUUGCACCUCGAUAUCGCAUUGAGGUACAAACCCAGAUUCUGGCUAAAAGACCCGAAUCCGUCGAUAAGCGAGGCAUCACAGGUGUGACAUGGAUUGCGGUGCUCGUGUAUUGCAAACCAGGAACAGUUCACUUGUGGUCAAACGUAGGGCUAUGGUCUGGCUUGCGAUCAUUCAAGCUUCGGACCCAAAAGACAUCCGCCGGUGCUUCUUCUCUCCAUCCGGUGACUGGAAUAACAUACCACGACCCUCACGAUUUUAUCGUACUGUCCCUUUUUGACGGGUCUUUCCAUGUCAUUUACGAGGUAUCAUCGGAACCGACCUUGGAGACGCCGGUCAGUGGAAUGGGCCCUGAUCUGUCGUCCUGGGCGCUCUCUUCGUCGGCCCGUGCCGUAUUUUUGCAGAGUGAGAAACAAGCGACAGAGGAUGAUAUGGGUCGAAUGAGUGGUAUGAUCUCUUAUGACGAAGCAUCAACAGUCGCUUGGGUCCAUGAAUCCUGUUGCCCCUCGGAUUUCAGCUACAAGCAUGAGGCCAAACAUGACAGCGUGUUCGUGGUGGCAGAAAUGUGGACACCACCUGGAGACGAUAUGUUCAUGGAGAUGCUCUUGAACAUCACCCGUAACUCGAGUGCCGCUGCCGGUCAUGCACCAAUUCAUAUCCUCCGUCCUAUUUUUCUCCAUCUACAAAAAACGGGCAAAAUAUCUCAGCUACAGCUGCGCCUAUUGGAGACUUUACGAGACCUCCCCGUUGAUGAAUCCACUUCGAUCGCGAUCCCACCGUUCACCAGGGAGUUCACCGCCGAUGUCCGCACGGACUUUGGUCGGAGCCUCACACAGCAUCUCUUCGGGUUCAACACUCUGCUCUCUUUGCGUCUACUUCUGGCAAUCGCAGAUUUCUGUUGGAAAUACGCUCCCAAUCCUGAAGCACAGGGGAAAUUUGGUUUGGUCGCUCAGUCCAUACUGGAGUCGAUAUCCCAUCGUGUCUUGCGCGCGUUAAUCAGGCAUCUUGCAGCGAUCACAACCUUGCUUACCAAGCAGGACACAUCUUUCCUGUUGCGGGUUGUGCUUCAAUCGCUUCUCCCAGGUACCCCCGAGGACCUUUCAACCGAAGCACACCAGCUAUCAAACACCGUCAAUGCGCUGCUGCCGCCCGGCAAUGAUCAAGAAGGAUCGUCUGGGCUGGAGGAAACAUGCCCUGCUUGCGGCAUAGAGGUUGCUCUGGACAACAUCGCGAGCGCUCGGUGUGCCAACGGACAUAUGUGGGCACGCUGCUCCAUAACGUCGUUCAUCCUCGCGACACCCAUGGUGCGCACAUGCGUCGGGUGCACCCGCAAGGCGUUCCUCCCGCCCGGACAUCCGUCCGUGGCGGAGCGCCCCGCAUGGCUCCCGCCCGCGGCGCAGAGCUGGGUCGUCGAGGCGCUUCUCGGCGCCGUCCGCCGCUGUCUCUUCUGCGGCAACAGCUUUGUCAGCCUAAUAUAA
Messenger RNA from Heterobasidion irregulare TC 32-1, 2522 nucleotides. RefSeq lists its product as uncharacterized. Bases 207 to 2522 code for a protein of 771 amino acids. The transcript has 14 exons. Gene Ontology annotation, cellular component: transcription factor TFIIIC complex. The record is from RefSeq and is a predicted model, not a curated record. NCBI's taxonomy places the organism in Eukaryota, Fungi, Basidiomycota, Agaricomycetes, Russulales, Bondarzewiaceae. Gene Ontology annotation, molecular function: histone acetyltransferase activity; protein binding. Gene Ontology annotation, biological process: transcription initiation at RNA polymerase III promoter.